AUGGGCCAUAACCCGAGUCAGCCCGGCGCAGCACCGGGUGGCAUCCCUCACCAGCUCGUGGGGCACAUGGGAGUGUCGGGUCCAGGCCCUCAGAUCAAUGCUGCCGCCCUCAUGGGAGGCAUGCCGCCCGGGGCGGGAAACCCGAACGCCCAUGCGAUGCAACAUCUGAGUCCGGCGCAGGCCCAGAUGUUUCAUCAUCCGCAAUUAAACCAAAUGUAUGCCGCAAACAACCCGGCAUUGCAGCAACAGAUGCAGCAACAUCGGCUGCAAAUGCUUCAACAACAGCAGCAUGCGAGACAAGCGCUGAUGACCCACGGGGCCUUUGGGGCCAUGAACACGGCGGGCAUGGGUAUCCCGCUUGGACAAAUGAACCCGGCCCAAGCUGCUCAGAUGGCAGCACUUAGAAGGAUGCCAGUAGCUUCCCCGAUGCACCUUCAACAAGCCCAAUUGGCUCAACAACAACAGGGCCAGCCUAUGAAUCCGAAUAUGAUGGCCCACCAGCUGGCACUACAACAGCAGCAAAUGCAGAUGAACCAACAAGGGGGUAAUCCGAACCAACACCCGAUGAACCCCCAGCACCUGAACCAGAUGCAACAAGCCCAACUGGCCGCGCUCCAGGCUCAGCAGGCCCAGCAAGCGCAAGCGGAAGCUCGCAUGCAAGCGCAGGCGCAGGCGCAGGCCCAACACCAGGCAGCGCAAGCAGCUCAAGCCCAGCAGCAAGGGCCAGGGCAGUCACAGCAAGCGCAACAAGUCCCUCAACCACCGCCUGGUCAGCAGCAACAACAGCCUCCGCCACCCGGACAAGGUGGCCCCGGAGCCAACGGAUCAGCGCCGACUCCAGGCGCUACCCAGGGUCAUACGCCACAACCCAACCCACAGCAACAGCCCCAGGCGCCGCCCCAGACGCCGCAAGUCACACAAGCACAGCAACAGGCCCAGAUGAUUGCGCAGGUCCAGCAGGCCCAGCAACAGCAGGCCCAACAGCAGCAAGCGCAACAGCAAGCGCAACAACAGCACGCCGCAAACCUAGCGAGCCUGAUGCAACAAAGGCGUGAUCAGAUGGCGUUGAAGGGCGGCAUGCAUCAGCUCAAAAUGCUGCAGUUCUGCGAGCAGCUGAGCGGGUUUCCAGGAUCGAAGGGCAGAGAUGAUUUGGACUACUGGAACAAGUUUGUCCAACACUUCUUCUCACAAAAGGGCAUCUUUCGCCAUACAAUCCUCGUCCGGGAUGGCGAAGAUCAAGGCCAGGAGAAGCAGUAUGAAAUUGCAUAUCCCGCACUCGCCCGAUACUUCCACACCCAUUUUGAAAGCGGCGUGAAGCACAUGCAGUUGGUUUUGGAUAAGGGGACAGCAGAGCGACCGCUGCCAAACGACUGCCACCUGAUUGAGAACCAGAAGGCAAGCCUCGUCUACUGGUUCGAGGACAAUUCGCAUCUUGUAGCUCAGGGCAUCCUCCGUGUCCAGUUUGACAGUGAGUCAAGGUUUGAUCUCUUCGAAUUUCAAACUACGGCGCACGAGGAAUACAUUUCCAGGCGAGUAGUAAUUCAGGCCGCCCGGCCGGCGCACAACUGGGUUAAGGAGUGGCGAAGUCUCAACCAGCAAGACCCAAAGCAGUCCCCGGAACUCACCAAGAAGGGGAAGCCUAAACCAGCAAAGGUACCUGCUCGUGCUCCUCCGGAUCUUGACCUCCCGCACUCUGUUGUCAAGAGCGGCAUGGGAAUCACGGAGGCUGUCUAUCAAUUUCUCGAGAUGGUCGAGAUUAUGAACCAAAUGGGCCCACUCUUUGGAUACUACCACGCCCACCCUGGACUGGCUCCUUAUGCUGCCCUGGAUCAGUAUGUCAGCCAGAUCAAUGCCCAGAUCAAUGCGUCUGCACCUCAAGGCAUGAACGGCCAGCAGAUGGCCCAGGGCGGGCCCAGGACGCCCGGAUUUGGCCAGUUCCAGAUGGGUGCCAGCCCUGCCAUGGCCAAUUCCAUGCUUCCGGGUUCUCCCCAUAUCACCGGUAGUCCGAUUCCAGGACAGAUGGCUGCGCCGACGAUGCAGCUCCAGCCUAGCCAGCAAGGGAGCUCGAGCGGGCCGAGCGCUAAUACUUCGCCCGCCCAAAACAGCAACAAGCGGAGGAGGCCAUCGACCGUUAAGAACGAGGACGAGGCGCCCACGUCAGCCCCAACACCGGCGGCCAUGGGUACUCCACAGUUAAACGGAGUGCAAAUCAAGGGGAAGCAGCCCCCGACCCCUCGAAUGCAGAAGCGGCACAAGACUGGGAACAAUCCGGGGGUAUAG
Messenger RNA from Chaetomium strumarium, 2280 nucleotides. RefSeq names its product LIM-domain binding protein-domain-containing protein. Gene Ontology annotation, biological process: positive regulation of transcription by RNA polymerase II; negative regulation of transcription by RNA polymerase II. The record is from RefSeq and is a predicted model, not a curated record. Bases 1 to 2280 code for a protein of 759 amino acids. Gene Ontology annotation, cellular component: nucleus; transcription regulator complex. NCBI's taxonomy places the organism in Eukaryota, Fungi, Ascomycota, Sordariomycetes, Sordariales, Chaetomiaceae. The transcript is spliced from 6 exons.